Syngnathus typhle (broad-nosed pipefish) is the source of this 6245-nucleotide messenger RNA. It is a transcript of the gene ap3d1, whose product is annotated as adaptor related protein complex 3 subunit delta 1. The coding region runs from base 231 to 4058 and encodes 1275 amino acids. Gene Ontology annotation, cellular component: membrane coat; AP-3 adaptor complex; endosome membrane. The transcript has 36 exons. Lineage: Eukaryota; Metazoa; Chordata; Actinopteri; Syngnathiformes; Syngnathidae. The record is from RefSeq and is a predicted model, not a curated record. Gene Ontology annotation, biological process: synaptic vesicle budding from endosome; anterograde synaptic vesicle transport; neurotransmitter receptor transport, postsynaptic endosome to lysosome.
CAGCCAUUUCCUCCAUUGAGCCACUGCCAGCCAGGCGUCUGUGCGCAAGCAGCAGCCCAGGACGCUCCGUUUCUCUCCGGCCUUUCAGCAGCUUCUUUGGCCUCUUCACCCAGGGGCUCGCGGCACCAGCAGCAGCAUCAUCAUCCCCGCCCCCCCGGGUGGAUGAGACACCCUCUCCGGGCUCGGUCGACACCCACCGGUACCAGUGACACCGCCGCCAAGCAGCGAGCAUGGCUUUGAAGAUUGUCAAGGGGAGCAUCGAUCGGAUGUUCGAUAAAAACCUUCAGGAUUUAGUACGUGGCAUCAGGAACCACAAGGAAGAUGAGGCCAAGUACAUCUCCACUUGCAUCGAUGAGAUCAAGCAAGAGCUCAAGCAGGAUAAUAUUGCCGUCAAAGCCAAUGCCGUGUGCAAGCUCACCUACCUUCAGAUGCUCGGCUAUGACGUCAGCUGGGCCGCCUUCAACAUCGUCGAAGUCAUGAGCUCCUCCAAGUUCACUUACAAGAGGAUCGGCUACUUGGCGGCCUCGCAGUGCUUUCACGAGAGCACAGACGUCAUCAUGCUGACCACUAAUCAGAUCCGAAAGGAUCUGAGCAGUCCCAACCAGUACGACACAGGCGUCGCCCUCACAGGCUUGUCUUGCUUCGUCACCCCCGACCUGGCUCGGGACCUGGCCAACGACAUUAUGACGUUGAUGUCUCACACUAAACCUUACAUCCGGAAGAAAGCGGUGCUGAUUAUGUACAAGGUCUUUCUCAAGUACCCAGAGUCCCUCCGUCCUGCUUUCCCCAGGCUCAAGGAGAAACUUGAAGACCCAGAUCCAGGUGUUCAGUCGGCCGCAGUCAACGUGAUCUGUGAGCUGGCCCGCCGGAAUCCCAAAAACUACCUGUCUUUGGCACCACUCUUCUUCAAGCUCAUGACCUCCUCCACCAACAAUUGGGUUCUUAUUAAGAUUAUUAAAUUGUUUGGAGCUCUCACUCCUCUGGAGCCUCGAUUGGGGAAAAAGCUGAUUGAACCUCUGACCAACCUAAUUCACAGUACAUCUGCCAUGUCUUUGCUGUACGAGUGUGUGAACACGGUUAUUGCGGUGUUAAUUUCUUUGUCGUCUGGGAUGCCGAACCACAGUGCUAGUAUCCAGCUCUGUGUCCAGAAACUGAGAAUCCUGAUUGAAGACUCUGACCAGAACUUGAAGUAUCUGGGCCUUUUGGCCAUGUCCAAAAUCCUGAAGACCCACCCGAAGUCAGUGCAGAGCCACAAGGACCUCAUCCUGCAGUGUCUGGAUGACAAGGACGAGUCCAUCCGUCUCAGAGCUUUGGACCUACUUUAUGGCAUGGUCUCCAAAAAGAACUUGAUGGAGAUUGUGAAGAAGCUGAUGCUACACGUGGACAAAGCAGAGGGAACCACUUACAGGGAUGAACUGCUCACUAAGAUCAUUGACAUCUGUAGCCAGAGCAACUACCAGUACAUCACCAACUUUGAGUGGUACAUCAGCAUCCUUGUAGAGCUGACGCGAUUAGAGGGCACGAGGCACGGACACCUGAUCGCCUCUCAGAUGCUGGACGUGGCCAUCCGGGUUAAGGCCAUCCGGGUAUUUGCCGUGGCCCAGAUGGCCACCCUGCUGGACAAUGCUCACCUCUUGACCGGGAACAUGCAGAGAAAUGGCAUCUGUGAAGUUUUGUAUGCGGCAGCUUGGAUCUGUGGAGAGUUCUCGGAACACCUGGAGAACCCGUUGCAGACGCUAGAAGCCAUGCUGCGUCCCAAGGUGGCCACCUUGCCGGGCCACAUCCAAGCCGUGUACGUGCAGAAUGCCGCCAAGCUGUUCGCCACCGUGCUGCAGAGCCAAAAGGACAACACGGAUGGCACAACAGUGCAAGAAACCAACCAGCUCAUGAUCGACCGCCUCCCGCUUUUUGUCCAGAGCGCCAACCUGGAGGUGCAGGAGAGGGCGUCUUGCAUCCUGCAGCUGGUGAAAUACAUCCAGAAACUGCAGCAGAAGGAAGUCGAGGUAGCGGAGGAAGUGAUUGCACUUUUUGCCGGAGAACUCAACCCUGUAGCCCCCAAGGCACAGAAGAAAGUGCCUGUCCCUGAAGGUCUGGACCUGGAUGCCUGGAUCAACGAGCCUCCAUCCGAGAGCGAGUCUGAGGACGAGCAGCCCAAGGCUAUUUUUACAAAGGAGGAGCCCAAGCAUUCCCGGCCCAGACACACAGAAGUGGACGAGAAGGAGCUGGCAAGGAGAAGAGAAGCCAGGAAACAAGAGCAAGCCAACAACCCCUUUUACAUCAAGGCCUCACCAUCUUCUCAGAAGGUGUACCAGGACACAUCAGGAGUGGAGCACAUCCCAGUCGUUCAGAUUGAUCUGAGUGUGCCUCUGAAAGUACCAGGCCUGCCUAUGUCCGACCAGUACGUGAAGCUGGAGGAGGAGCGUCGGCAGAAGGAGCGAGCCGACAAGAAAAAGAAGGACAAGAAGAAAAAGAAAGAGAAGCGCAGUGGACGUGGGAAAAAACACGACUCGGGUCCGGAGAGCGAGGAGGACAUCACGCCGGCGCACAUGGUCGACAUCGUCACCGAGGAGAUGCCAGAGAAUGCCUUACCCAGUGAUGAGGAUGACAAAGAUCCGAAUGACCCUCACAAAGCCCUGGAUAUCGACCUGGACAACUUGGUGGAAAUGGCUGGGCGCAGGCCACUUGCAGACAGCGAGAAGCUACCAGUCAGGUCCCACCGUCCGGCAGACGUCCUGAAAAGCCCGGACGGAGAUACGGAAAGUACCUCGCAGGAGGUCAAGAGGAGCAGCAAAGAGAAGAAGGAGAAGAAGAAAGAUAAAGAGAGGGAUAGGAAGAAGAGCAAAGAGGAGAAGAAGAAGAAAAAACACAAACAUGAAGAAAAAGGAGUGGAUCUUCUCGGGAAUCCGUCGGGUGAACCCGCCGUCCAAUCAGAAACACCCGUUGAGGUGGUGGCUCCGCCCGCCUCCACGACUGCUGAGGUGUCAGAUCUGGACUUCUGGCUUUCAAAUGCUCCAGCGCCCUCUCACGCCCAGCCACUCGUCGACCCGCUCUCUUUUUCUCAGGAAGCAGUAACAGUAGCAGCAGAAGCCGUUUCCCUGCCCAAGGCAGCUUCUGGCACGACGCCACACUCCGAUCCCGACGAGAGCAAGGACGCCGAGACGGAGGAGUCGAAGUCAUCUAAGCACAAGAAGAAGAAGCAGAAAAAGGAGAAGGAGGAGAAGGACAAGAAAAAGAAGAAGAAGCACCAUCACCAUCACCACCACAGCGAUGGAGGUGAAGAAGGGACUGUGCAAAACGGCAGCGUGGAUGAGGAAGAACCUCUUCCGCCCAUGUCCAACUACUGCCUCCUCGCAGAGAACGCUUACAUCAAGAUGAUGAUGGAAGAUGCCGAUCAGGUAUACGACAUCCAGGGGAACCUGCAAGAUGGCAGCCAGGUGGUGGUGUCGGUCAUCUUUGAGAACAAAUGCGAUAGCUUCCUGAAAUCCAUGGAGUUCAACGUGCUGGACUCCCUGAACUCCAAGCUGCAGAGGCCGGAGGGGGCGGGGGCGCACGACGGCCUCACCGUCCCCUUUCAGCUCCCUCCUGGGGUGUCCAAUGAAGCGCGCUUUGUGUUCACCGUGCAGAGCAUCGUCAUGCCACAGAAACUGAAGGGAACGCUCACUUUCAUUGUCAAGAAUGAAGACUCCUCAACUCAUGAGAAACUGGACUUCAAACUGCACUUUACUUGCACCUCCUACCUAAUCACCACUCCAUGCUACAGCGACGCAUUUGCAAAAUUGUUGGAAUCCGGCGACCUGAAGGGGAGCUCUGUCAAACUGGAAGGCAUCACCAUGCCCUUCCACCACCUUCUGGCCAGGAUCUGCUUCUAUCACCACUUCUCUGUCGUGGAGAGGGUGGACUCCUGUGCCUCCAUGUAUAGCAGGUCAAUCCAGGGUCACCAUGUGUGUUUGCUCGUCAAAACUUCCGACCAAACGGUGUCCAUCGACGCCAAAUGUGACGAACCGGCGCUGCUCGGGAACGUGCUGGAUGAGAUCAAACAGACCUUCUCUCAGUGCUGAUUGUACCCAGGGUAGCCCAAUUUCCGCCCUCCUCACUAAAACACAACAUCACCACCUUAAAAACACUUCUGCCGUCGCCCUAUUUAUUUAUCGAUCUAUCCGCCCUCUUCCUCGCCUUUGCUCUUCUCCUCGCUUAGUCUUGAGCACAACUCACUUGAUGUCGUUUUACAGACUCGCAGUGUUUUCGCUCCGUCUCCCCCUGCAAGGCACUUUUCAAUUUCCUUUCUCCUGAGCUCUUGGAUUUCCCUCCUCCUGGACUUCCUCUUCCCCCUGUGUGGCGUAAUGUUGACAACUGGACUUUUGUUGUCGAUGGGUGAAUUGCGUUUUUACUGUUUUUGAACUAUUUUGUCAUUGAUGUGUAUUUUUCUUUUGUCUGAACGCCUGUUUGCGCCUUCUAUUUGUGUGUGUGCGUGAACAUCUGACUGCUGUUUCAGCCUUGAACUAAGUGACACUCUUUCAAAUGGAAAAAAAGAGGGACUCGUUCUCACUACCUGGUCUCUUCUGACCCCCGAGGCCUGCAGUAGAUCAGACACCGAAGCGAAUUGCGCGACUCACAAAAAGUUCAGGACGUCCAAAUUUCAGAUAACAUUUCUGGAUUAAGUGAACUUAAUUUGACUCUUUGUGAGUAGCGUAAAAGGCACAACUAGCAGACUUGGGAUGUCUGAUUCCUUCUGCCCUGCCUGCUUUUCCCUCAAUGGACCAAAAUGGAGAGACACUUGAAAGUUGAGCACCACUAGUCAAUACCAAUCAGACCCACAAAUUUGUUGCGGUUAAAAUAAAUUAGCAACAUAUAAAUGCCUCCUUUUUUCCCAUGGGAAAAAUAAAAACUAUAACCGUCUCACUUUAUAGUUGCAAUUUUUCACGCACAGACAUUACUUAACUGUGGAGCCCAUUUGAACUCUGUUGCUAACUAAAAGAGCAGCAUACUGAACUCUCAGCUGGUCUUUACUUUACGGAGGUUUUUUGCAAUAGGCAUUUUUUUCUCUGUGCCUUUUGAAGGACAUUUCUUUCAGGUGUUACAGAUUUGUUACAUUUGUGUAAUUAAUAUGUGGCAAUUAAAGAGGUUGGCUGCUGAAACUAUUCACCAAUUGCUAACCAAAUUAGCAGCACCCACUGAAGCACGAUAACAGUCUUGCAUGGAUUAGUUUCACUACGGGUCACUAAGUUGUCUCCCAACCCACUUGCAUUUGUCCAUAAUUUAAUUCUAUAAUCAGAUAGUUUGAUAGUGACCAUCUGCAAAUGUAAAUGACGUGGGCACCAAUUUCUUUGACUAGUAGUAGUUAAACUGUAAAUAAACCAGAAACUAUGAUUCCCCCAAAUGGUUAUAUAUUUUCAAACUCUUUAUUCAUUAGCAUAUGUAUGUGCACUUGACGCAAAAUGCUCCAUAACAACCCAGGCUAAACUAACUUCCACCGCUAACAACCCAUGCUAACAUCAGUAUUAGGCACCGCUGCCUCUAACCUCACGGUCGCUUUUCUUUUUGCAUUAAGCGCUUUCACCUUAAAUCACCAAAGUAGCAAGCUCAAGACUAACCGGUCAUUCCCAUUUGUUUGUUUUGUCAGCCAUCACGUGAAAAUGUUCCCUCACAAGUCUGACUACAUGUGUGGUCAGCUGUAAAUUGCAGGAAUGUCCAUCGAAAGUAAUAAAUGUUUACCUGUUCCCGACAAUGACUUAUUCGUGGAGUUUCUCUCCCCUAUUGAUUGUCACAUUUUUCUGAUCAUUAUAUUAUUGCAUACAAUAUUGCAUGAUUUAGGAAUGUACACUUUUUUAUUAACCUUUUCUUCCAUGGAUGUUUUCACCUGAAUUUUCAUUCCAUUUUGUCCUUUUUUUUUUUUUAAUGACGGACCACAAUGGUUUUUGAUUUUAUGCAUUCAGUUUCUUUCAGUAUAGUUGAAUGAUUUAAAUUAUUAAAACGCAGAUGAGGAGGAGGAAGGCGUUGAAUAGAAAUUAGGAUGGUGAGGGCAUUGAGAGCUCUCAGUUAAGAACCAUAUUACUUCUUCCUCGGUUUGGCCGCAGUUCUUUGUUUUUGCCCGUGACAUUGAAAGUAUACUCGGCACACCACAUAUUUCCCAAAGCUUGUUUCUUCAGCUGUACAAUGUCAUACAUUUCAAAAAAGGGGAUGUGAAUGAUCUUCAUUCUCUGUAAAAAUUCCCCUACUUAAGAGAAAAUAAAAAUUAUAAGAUGCUA